Thunnus maccoyii (southern bluefin tuna) is the source of this 7151-nucleotide messenger RNA. Its product is annotated as phosphatidylinositol-binding clathrin assembly protein. Bases 1206 to 3065 code for a protein of 619 amino acids. The transcript is spliced from 19 exons. The record is from RefSeq and is a predicted model, not a curated record. Gene Ontology annotation, biological process: clathrin coat assembly; synaptic vesicle budding from presynaptic endocytic zone membrane; clathrin-dependent endocytosis. Lineage: Eukaryota; Metazoa; Chordata; Actinopteri; Scombriformes; Scombridae. Gene Ontology annotation, molecular function: 1-phosphatidylinositol binding; phosphatidylinositol-4,5-bisphosphate binding; SNARE binding. Gene Ontology annotation, cellular component: extrinsic component of presynaptic endocytic zone membrane; synaptic vesicle; clathrin-coated pit.
UUUUACGCUGCCAUUUUGUCCGGCAGAGCAGCAACCAACCAGCCAGUCAGUCGGUCCGUAAAAAGAAACCUCUGGCGAGACUUUUUCAGACAGCAGGACGGGACGGGACUGUCGGUUUAAAAAAAACAACGAGCCGAUAAUGUGGAGGCGACAGCGAAAGGACAGCACCAACCGAGCCUGAGGACCGAGAAGGGGAAACAACGGAGCUAAAGGAGCUGUCAUUUUUUAACUUAACGGGUCCGCCGGCUCGGCUCUUCAGUCAAGACUAACGCCCGCUCGCUCGCGCUCGCUCUGGCUGGCUGGCAGGUUAGCUAACCCCCGCUAGCAUCUCGGCUAACACCCACCGCUCCUCGCUUUCCUUUCUCACCGGGAGAAACGACACCUGCCCUGGCUGUCAGUUUCACAGUCUCCUCUUAUAACCUCCAAACAAUGCGCUGCUCAAUUCUGAGUGACUUUUUUACGCCCGAGGGGGGUUUUAACACACACUUUGCCAAGCGACCUGUGAUAGCUAACUAAACAGUCCAAAGCUAACAAGUUGACGUGGAGGAGGAACUCGAGAUUUUUUCUUUUUUUUUUCUUUUUUUUUUGGAUUGUCGAGAUUGUUGUUGAUGGAUUCACGGAUUACUUUUGUUUAAAUUUGCUUUCUCCGAGGUGGACUUAUCUCUUGCGGUGACCCCCGAAACAAAGCAUCCAGGUUACAAACCAGCCAGUUAGCUAUGUUUAUGUUUAUUUGUGGCCAGAAAGUAAUUUCCAGUGAUUACAAAUUCCACAGUGGGACUCUUUCUUGGUUCGAGUACUGCAACGGAAACAUUAGCUAACACAGACUAGCUCAGAUUAGUGUCGUCGUGUUUUGUUUACUAGAUAGAUAGCUAGAUAGUUGGAAUAAACUGUUGCCAAAACUACAAAAGCUUACUGCAAAUCAGCUGUUGAUUGUGGUUUUCAGUGCAAAGCCAAUCAGAUAUUCUUGUACCUGCAUAUUUUUUUUUGUUGCCAUCAGUGAUCUGACUUUGCUGCAGGCUGCACAGGUUUUGUACGCACCUGGAAAGAGGAAAAAAAAACACAGUUCGCCUCCCCCUUUACCUCCACUUGACAGUGAAGUCACGUUGAGUUGUGUCCCGCAGGGAGUUGAUCCAUUGAUCGGAUCGUUAUUGUGAUAUUUUAGCUGAUUGAGGGGAAAAAAGAAAGCAGAGAGAGAAAGAGAAGCGAUGUCGGGCCAGUCUAUCACGGAUCGGAUCGCAGCAGCGCAGCACAGCAUGACCGGGUCUGCUAUCAGCAAGGCUGUGUGCAAAGCCACCACACAUGAAGUCAGCGGACCCAAGAAGAAACACCUUGAUUAUCUGAUCCACUGCACUAAUGAGAUGAACGUGAACAUUCCCCAGCUGGCGGACACGCUCUUCGAGCGCACGGCCAACUCCAGCUGGGUGGUGGUCUUCAAAGCCCUUAUCACCACCCACCACCUCAUGAUGUACGGCAACGAGCGUUUCAUCCAGUACCUGGCCUCCAGAAACACUCUGUUUAACCUGAACAACUUCCUGGAUAAGGGAGCUCUGCAAGGUUAUGACAUGUCAACCUUCAUCAGAAGAUACAGCCGUUACCUGAAUGAAAAGGCCAUGUCCUACAGACUUGUGGCUGUGGAUUUCACCAAGAUGAAGAGGGGGAUCGACGGUGUGAUGCGUACCAUGAGCACAGAGAAGCUGAUUAAGACGCUGCCCAUCAUUCAGAACCAGCUGGAUGCUCUGCUGGAUUUCCAGGCCAACCCUAAUGAGCUGACCAACGGAGUGAUCAACUCAGCCUUCAUGCUGCUCUUCAAAGACUCCAUAAGGCUGUUUGCUGCUUACAAUGAAGGGGUCAUCAACCUACUGGAGAAAUACUUUGACAUGAAGAAGAACCAGUGUAAAGAUGCUCUGGACAUCUACAAGAAAUUUCUUUACAGGAUGACGAAGCUGUCAGAGUUCCUCAAAGUGGCCGAGCAAGUUGGAAUAGAUCAGGGUGACAUCCCAGACCUCUCACAGGCCCCCAGCAGCCUCCUGGAGGCUUUGGAGCAGCACCUGGCCUCUCUGGAGGGCAAGAAGACCAAGGAAUUGAAUGCAGACACCAGAGCAUCCACCCUGUCCAGCGCCGUCUCGUCUCUCUCCUCCACCGGCAUGUCAUUCAGCCGCAUGGAUGAAAAGGAGAAGCAGCAGGCCCUGGAGGAGGAACAGGCCAGACUGCAGGCUCUUAAGGACCAGCGCCUGAAAGAGAUCAGCAUGCAGACUCCGCCCUCUGCCUCCCCCAGCAGCCAGUCGAUAGGCAGUGCCAACAACAACCACGUCACACAAACCCCAGAGUUGUUCAGCUCCACGAUGUCUGCCAACAGUGUGCCCAACCUGAACAGUGACCUGUUUGAUCUUCAGCCGGCCUUCAUCCCUGCUGUGCAGAGCACUCCUUCCAUCUCCACCGCCAACAGUGCCUGGGGAGGAUUGGAGAGCCAGCCUCUGCAGCAGACCGCCACGGCCAUGACCGUAGAUUUCGAUGCUGUGUUCGGGAGUAAGGCCGCGCCCAGCGACAACGGCCCGCAACCUGCACCCGGUUUUGAUGCUCUAGGAGACCUGUUGAAGCCAACAGUUCCCACACACACCGCGCCUCCUCCUCCUCCUCCUCAAAUGGCCAUCCAUCCCGGAGGAAAGCUGCUAGCCAACGACCUCGACUCCUCUCUGGCCAACCUCGUGGGCAACCUGCAGUUUGGUGGGACCCCAGCCAAGAAGCCAGAGAUGCAGUGGAACCAACCCGGAGAGAAGAAGCUGACGGGGGGCCAGAACUGGCAGAAUAAGACCAUGUCGACCACACAGUGGGGCCCGGCGCCCAUGGCUCCACAGCCCAUGCCUGUACCACACGUGGCUCCAGCUCCCAUGGCUUUCCCCAUGACCACACCGCAAGUGCCUGUGUAUGGAAUGGUCCCUCCCCAGAUGGGUCAGAUGGGCGGGGUACCAGUGAUGGCUCCUCAGCCAAUGAUGUACAACCAGCCUGUUCUCAGACCCACUAACCCCUUCGCACCCAUGCCCGGAGCCCAGAUGCAGUUUAUGUAAUCCAGUCAGGGGGGAAGCAGAGUGCCAAAAGCGACAAACAAACAGCAGAAGAAGAAGAAGAAGAAAACACACAAAGAGGACGAUCAGAUGGACGGAGGAAUGAUUUGAUCAAGCUAAAACGACUAAGAGACAGACAGACGACAAGAUAACCAACCGACACCAAAAAACAAGCUGGAAAGACGAGGAGAAGAUGACCCUAACAGAGGAUGGAGGGAUGUGGGGAGGAGGAAGGGGGGAGGACGUCAUCCUGCCUGGUCGUUGUCUGAAACAACUCCUUGCAAACGUGCGUGUGUGUUUGUGUGUGUGUGUGUUGCUACUUUCUGUUAUAUUGUCCGAUUUGUGUUUUAAAUCCUAUCGAUGGAGUGACGAUUCAGGAGACGGUAUAACGAUGAGAGAGAAAGAUGGAAGGAAAGAUGAAAGAGGAGAGGAGAGGGGAUGUAGGAAAUCCUACCUCUGGUUUUCAGUCAGACUGUAUCUGACUGCCGUGAGAGUCUCAGCUGCAGAAUUAGCUUUAUUUCAUACUGGUGCUAUUUUGUCCCCUCUGGGUUACUGUCCGCCUGCAACGGCAACUUGGGAGCACUUAGCAGAGGACAAGUGUUUGUUUAGUGUGUGUGUGUGUGUGUGUGAGAGAGAGAAGGUGUGUGUACCUGUAGUAUGUUUGUACGUGCGCAGCAGUUGUUUCAGACAAUACCUUCGCAACCGACCUCCUCUCCAUCCCCUCCCUCAUUCGCUGUCUGCGUCCGCAACUGUCCAAUCAGCGAGAGAUUUAGAGGCAAAUCUUCUCAAAGUGUGUUUUCCCGUAGUUUUCCGCUCUGUUGGGGGGAUAUCUUUGUAUUUUUCGAUCCGUUUCCUUCUGCAACCUCUCCUGAAAUGUCCUGAAUAUCGGGGCUUGUACAGCAAUUUGUUGAACCAUUUGUUAAUAGUAGAUGAGCGUUUGUUGUUAUGGGUUUUAAGCUGAAGUCUCCAUACUGCAUUCAUUUCUCCUCCUAAAGCUACAGAUACACACAGAUAUACAGGGGUUAGCGGUGACAACAUGCUAGCACGGCGCAGAUGUGUCUAAACUGUCUGUGAACCAAAUUUUACAAUAUAUUACAAUAUUUUUCUUAAGGCUUGGUCACACCAGACAGUGGCAGAACAUAAAUCAUGUGCGUCUUUGUAAAAUAUUUGGUUCUAGAGGCUUCGAGAGCUAACCGCUAACGUGCUAGCCAGCCGGGAACAAGCUAGCGCUACGUCACAAUAGCUCCUUUCUACUGUCUCCUGGCAUUUUGUUCUCCAGAUUGUAUAUAAUUUAAUUUAAUAAAGAGUUACUGAAGUGGGAAAAGAAUCUUGAGCUAAUCUUGUUGAUAAGUAAGCUCUUCAUAACCGUCUCAAGCAGCGGAGGGUUAAAUAAAAGUGGAUGAUGCAACACAGCUAAUGAGCUACGAUAGCUUCCUCCAUUUUGGACUCUCCCCUCCGCCAGCACUGUCAAGACAGCUUACUACUGGUUAGUGGCACAAAUUAGUGUGUCAAACAUACCAAAAGUUGAACCUGAUGUAAAAAAAUUAGCGUGGAUGUGAGCUAAUCUACUGAUCAAAGCAAUUCCAACAGAAUGAAUCGAUUUUGCACCAAAUUUCAGCGUUUUGUUUUUUUUUUAAGUGCUGGUGUGACCUCACCUUUAGCCAUACAUGUUUAUCAUUGACCGUUUUUGCUGCUUUUACUCUUUGCAGAGUCUAAAAUGACAGACAUUUGUUAAUUCGCCACGCUAAAGAGGCUACAGGGUGUUUAUUAGCAUACAUCACCUGUUAGCGCCUGGAUGACCUGCGUGUAUCUGUUCUUAUUGUCUUCAUCAGCUCACCAACCAGAUUCAGACAUCAAAGGUUUCUAAAAUAAAAAAAAAAGAGCUUUUUCAUUCGGAACAAGCUAUUGGCAGAUCCACAUUAUGUGCCAAUGAUUAAUGACAGCAGCACUGAGUGAGUGAGUUAAAUGUUACUGAAUCAAAUUCAUUUUAAAUUGCACUGAGUCAAAGUGAGUAGCUUCAAGUGUGACUCUCGUCUGCACCGAGAGCCAAACGACACUGAACCUUUGGCAUCACUCUCGCUCUUGUGGUUCCAGGAAAUUUUGGAAAUCAAAUUUGGAAUUUUUUUUUAUGAGGUCAUGGCCAUUCGUCAGCCAAAGCAUCCGUCGCCAUGAUUUUGACUGUUGGAAUAUUUUAGGCAUUUUUAGUGAGUGUUCACGUGUGUGUUCGCACAGUUGUGUGUAUGUUUUCCAUUGAGGGCUAUUUCUGAGGGUCAAAGUGUGUCAAAUUUUGAGCCGAAUAUGAGCCAGCGAGUUUGACACGGUACGUGCUUGUUUUGUUUUUGUAAAAUCGAAUUUUGUUGCAAAAUGCACAUGCGAGAAUUUUGCACUGAAGUGACUAUCGUGCCGUAGUAGAGCUGUCGCCAGUUUUUCUGGCGCGAAAGUUGAAAAAAAAAGGAGAUUUGAAGUUUGUAUAGAUAGUUUGGGGUUUUACAAUAACAAGUUUGUCUAAUCUACCAGCCACUUUGGCAGGUAACUAAAAGUUAUUUUCCUGCCGUUCUAACAAUGAACUUGAAACUUUUUUUGUAAUCCCGUCCCCCCCCCCGGUCCCAGUCCAGCGUCUACAUCCCAACCAUCAGUGAUAGUCCAGUUGUAUCGCACCCAUCACCCACUCUGCUGUGAAAUCUCUAGAAUCUUGCUUCAGUCUCUCAACUCUGUCUAGUCGGUCUAUCUCUAGAAUGCUUUUUUAGCCUGCUUCGGCACUGUUUGGUAUGUGUAGAUAUGUAAAAAAAAAAAAAAAAAAAUUAAAAAAAUACUAAUAAUAACCAGUUUCUGUCUAGAUUGUCUGCUCACGCCAUCAUUGUUGGAUAGUUAUUGCUCUUAGACGCUUCUUGUCGCAGUCUUGUGUUAGCUUUAGACUCUCUUCAUCGUAUCCUCCUCGUAGAAACACCUCCUGCUGUAGGUUUUCCCCACCUUGUCCAAUCCUCUGCCGGUGUCUAGUAACUAUAGCUCUAUUAUCUCUCUUGGUGUCUCUGUCUUUUAGCUGUAAGCCUUUCGGAGGCUCCUCCGGUUCAGGCUUUGUGGUUCGCUUUUCUCUAGCUUUUAGCGCGCACUUUCUUCUCACCGUUAGCAUCGCUCCGGUGUCCGGUAGAUAAGGUCCUCGUCUUUUUUUUUUCUUUUCUUUUCUUUUUUUUUUUUCUUCCCACGUCUCAACAACAUCAACCAUCUCCGCCUCUGGUAAUGAUGUCAGCAGCCUACAAACGGUCUCUGAUUGGACUGUUGAAGCUAGACAGCGAAUCACAUGCGUGGAUAUCCAGGUCUUUUGCGGCAAACGGGAGACUUUGUUGGCUAACGGAGAGACAUAUAGCACUAGCCACUUUGGCGGUCCACCAGCCGUUGUGCAGGGGUAUUUCUCAGUGUAUUUUAAACAUCUGUUUGGCAUUUUCUAGUAUUGGGAUAGUUGAACAAAGCUCCAAGUUAGAAAUAAGGAAACAUUUAGUUUAAUUCUUGGUUUUUGUGCCAAACCAUCUCCAAAAGUUUGUUCAUGGAGCUGAAAAUCCUUCUCUCCAAGAUCUAAAACAAAGGUACCUCUUUUGCUUUUGGCUUCCAGCUUGAACACUCAUAAAACUAUUAUCUUAAUGGAUGUCUGUGCUUUUUGGCACUAAAAAUGACUUCUAAUAAUGGUUCUUUAUUUUCUGGGAUUUACUGUCUCUAAUCUGCUGUGAUAAAUUGGCUCUUCGGAAAAAAGAGAAGUCGAUCCAGAAUCGGGUCAUCACCACACUGCAUCUGGAAAAUAAAAAUAAUUCAUAUCAGGUCUAACUGCAGAUCUGUUUAGUUGGUAAGAAAAUCCUCAGAAUAUAAAAUUGUUUGGUUUUGGUGUGUCAAACAGUGAAAUCAGUGCCAGGAUGUUUAUUUUCAGAAUCUUCUUAAUGAAGGUUAAAUCAAAUGGUAUAAAAGCUGUUUAUCCGAUGAACACAGCUCUUAAAUCGACACAUUGUUUUCUUCUAACUCAGUUUUUUUUUUUUAAACUUUUCCUUUUCCUUUCCAUCCAUUGUUCCUUUUUAUAAUGAAAUUUCUCUGCAUGGAAUCCAA